AUGAAUAUGAGAGAGAGAAACCCAAAAAAUUCAAGUUUCUUCAAUCAAGGCAACAAGACUAGAUCUGAAAGAAGAGAAAGAGCUGAUCUCGGCACUGGGGUCUCUGUCAGAGAAGAGUACGAAUGCGCCGCCACACGGUUGGAAACGGCAAAAGUGCAUGACUUCGGGAGGCGUGUGAUAGCACGGAACAGGUUAACCUUUUUUCGUAACAAUGAUAUCAGAGGGCCUUGCAGUGAACCCAGUGUCUCAAGUUUGAAACUCGUGGAGGAACGUGCUCCUACCAAGGAGGAGUUCCGAUUUCACGAGGCUGCCAGAACAGGAAAGUUCCAGCAGUUUCAAGCCCAGCAAUUUGUAAUCAUCGAAAAAAUUUUGGGCUCUGAACGUUCCAGCUGGAACAAUUAUUUUAGUACACCUAUAUUCUCUCGCAACGCACCCUUUUCUUUCAUUUUUCCUUCUCUUUUCAAGAUUUUCGUACUCUUCAAUCUAUCUGCUUUCUUUCGAUCAGGGUUUCCCCUCGUCUCCGAGCUCGUUUCGUUCUCGAAGAAUCGAUCUGCGAUAAUGACUCGCGGUAACCAGAGGGAACGUGAUCGUGAAAGGGCUCAGUCAAGAAGCGGUGCUAAAGGCAAGCAGAAAGCUGAUGGGUUGACCCCUGAACAGCGCAGGGAAAGAGAUGCAAAGGCGCUGCAGGAGAAGGCGGCAAAGAAAGCAGCACAGGAUGCAGGAGGCAAUAAUGCAGGUGGAAGCAAAAAAUAGGCCAUAAUUCAAUGACUGGUUUGAGAUUUGAUGUCUUGGUUGUAGACAUGGAAUGUAUUGAAAUUUUAUGUCUAAUUAUUUGUUGUGGAGUAUGAUGUGUUUAGUAAUGUAAGUUGGAAUGAUGAACAAAUAAUCAUUGCUUCUUUCAAAGGUGUUGACGCUGGGGGCUGAAUUAAUACCUGGUAUCUUUGUUUGAAAUAAUGGUAUUUUGGCAAUAAUAUUGUAUUCGCUCCUCUGUCUUGCAUGAGUCGCUAAUGCUGCUUUUGUUAUGA
Messenger RNA from Vigna radiata var. radiata (mung bean), 1025 nucleotides. RefSeq lists its product as uncharacterized. The record is from RefSeq and is a predicted model, not a curated record. NCBI's taxonomy places the organism in Eukaryota, Viridiplantae, Streptophyta, Magnoliopsida, Fabales, Fabaceae. The coding region runs from base 1 to 753 and encodes 250 amino acids. The transcript has 7 exons.